GCCGCCAUCUUGUCCGCCAUUUGCAAGGGGCCCGGAGCGGGAUCGCGGCACCUGCCGAGCGGGUCGCCGCCUCUGCCGCGGUCCUUGGACCCCGCCGCCGCCCUGGCCUGGGAGCUUGCCCCGCCGCAGCGGCCGGCAGCGCGGCGCUCCGCGGGCGGCAGGCACGGGCCCCGGGCCCCCUCACGGCGCCCAGCCGCGGGCCUCCCGAGGCAAAAGCCCGUGGGCCGCCGCGAUGGCCCUCAAGAUGGUGAAGGGCAGCAUCGACCGCAUGUUCGACAAGAAUCUGCAGGACUUGGUCCGCGGCAUCCGUAACCACAAGGAGGACGAGGCAAAAUACAUAUCUCAGUGCAUUGAUGAGAUCAAGCAGGAGCUGAAGCAGGACAACAUAGCGGUGAAGGCGAACGCGGUCUGCAAGCUGACGUAUUUACAGAUGUUGGGAUACGACAUCAGCUGGGCCGCCUUCAACAUCAUAGAAGUGAUGAGUGCCUCCAAGUUCACCUUCAAGCGAAUUGGCUACCUCGCUGCUUCCCAGAGCUUUCACGAAGGCACCGACGUCAUCAUGCUGACCACCAAUCAGAUCCGUAAGGACUUGAGCAGCCCCAGCCAGUACGACACAGGUGUUGCACUGACGGGUCUGUCCUGCUUCGUCACCCCAGACCUUGCCAGAGACCUGGCAAAUGACAUCAUGACACUGAUGUCACACACCAAGCCCUACAUCAGGAAGAAGGCUGUGCUGAUCAUGUACAAGGUGUUCCUGAAGUACCCCGAGUCGCUGCGCCCUGCCUUUCCCCGGCUGAAGGAGAAGCUGGAGGACCCCGACCCCGGGGUUCAGUCGGCUGCCGUCAAUGUCAUCUGCGAGCUGGCCAGACGCAACCCUAAGAACUACCUGUCCCUGGCCCCGCUCUUUUUCAAGCUGAUGACGUCCUCCACCAACAACUGGGUCCUCAUCAAGAUCAUCAAGCUGUUCGGUGCUCUUACUCCUUUGGAACCGCGGCUGGGCAAGAAGCUGAUCGAGCCCCUCACCAAUCUCAUCCACAGCACGUCUGCCAUGUCUCUCCUCUAUGAAUGUGUGAACACCGUGAUUGCAGUGCUCAUCUCGCUGUCCUCCGGCAUGCCCAACCACAGCGCCAGCAUCCAGCUUUGUGUUCAGAAAUUAAGGAUAUUGAUCGAGGACUCCGAUCAGAACUUGAAGUACCUGGGGCUGCUGGCAAUGUCCAAGAUCCUGAAGACCCACCCCAAGUCCGUGCAGUCCCACAAGGACCUCAUCCUGCAGUGCCUGGACGACAAGGACGAGUCCAUCCGGCUGCGGGCCCUGGACCUGCUCUAUGGGAUGGUGUCCAAGAAGAACCUGAUGGAGAUCGUGAAGAAGCUGAUGACCCACGUAGACAAGGCAGAGGGUACCACCUACCGUGACGAGCUGCUCACCAAGAUCAUUGACAUCUGCAGCCAGUCCAACUACCAGUACAUCACCAACUUCGAGUGGUACAUCAGCAUCCUGGUGGAGCUGACCCGGCUGGAGGGCACACGGCACGGCCACCUCAUCGCCGCCCAAAUGCUGGACGUGGCCAUCCGCGUGAAGGCCAUCCGCAAGUUCGCCGUGUCCCAGAUGUCUGCGCUGCUUGACAGUGCACACCUGCUGGCCAGCAGCACCCAGCGGAACGGGAUCUGUGAGGUGCUGUACGCUGCCGCCUGGAUCUGCGGGGAGUUCUCAGAGCAUCUGCAGGAACCACACCACACUUUGGAGGCCAUGCUGCGGCCCAGAGUCACCACGCUGCCAGGCCACAUCCAGGCCGUGUAUGUGCAGAACGUGGUCAAGCUCUACGCCUCCAUCCUGCAGCAGAAGGAGCAGGCCGGGGAGGCAGAGGGCGCUCAGGCCGUCACCCAGCUCAUGGUGGACCGGCUGCCCCAGUUUGUGCAGAGCGCAGACCUGGAGGUGCAGGAGCGGGCGUCCUGCAUCCUGCAGCUGGUCAAGCACAUCCAGAAGCUUCAGGCCAAGGACGUGCCUGUGGCAGAGGAGGUCAGCGCUCUCUUUGCUGGGGAGCUGAACCCAGUGGCCCCCAAGGCCCAGAAGAAGGUUCCAGUCCCCGAAGGCCUGGACCUGGACGCCUGGAUCAAUGAGCCACUCUCGGACAGCGAGUCAGAGGACGAGAGGCCCAGGGCCGUCUUCCACGAGGAGGAGCAGCGGCGUCCCAAGCACCGGCCGUCGGAGGCGGACGAGGAAGAGCUGGCUCGGCGCCGAGAGGCCCGGAAGCAGGAGCAGGCCAACAACCCCUUCUACAUCAAGAGCUCGCCAUCGCCACAGAAGCGGUACCAGGACACCCCGGGCGUGGAGCACAUUCCCGUGGUGCAGAUUGACCUCUCCGUCCCCUUGAAGGUUCCAGGGCUGCCUAUGUCAGAUCAGUAUGUGAAGCUGGAGGAGGAGCGGCGGCACCGGCAGAAGCUGGAGAAGGACAAGAGGAGGAAAAAGAGGAAGGAGAAGGAGAAGAAGGGCAAGCGCCGCCACAGCUCGCUGCCCACGGAGAGCGACGAGGACAUCGCCCCUGCCCAGCAGGUGGACAUCGUCACAGAGGAGAUGCCUGAGAAUGCUCUGCCCAGCGACGAGGAUGACAAAGACCCCAACGACCCCUACAGGGCUCUGGAUAUUGACCUGGAUAAGCCCUUAGCCGACAGCGAGAAACUGCCUAUUCAGAAACACAGAAACACCGAGACCUCAAAAUCCCCUGAGAAGGACGUUCCCAUGGUAGAAAAGAAGAGCAAGAAACCCAAGAAGAAAGAGAAAAAACACAAAGAGAAAGAGAGAGACAAGGAGAAGAAGAAGGAGAAGGAGAAGAAGGCUGAGGACCUGGACUUCUGGCUGUCUACCACCCCACCGCCUGCCCCCGCCCCCGCCCCCGCCCCCGUUCCAUCCACGGGGGAGCUCAGUGUGAACACUGUCACUACCCCGAAGGACGAGUGUGAGGACGCCAAGACGGAGGCGCAGGGCGAGGAGGACGAUGCCGAGGGGCAAGACCAGGACAAGAAAUCUCCCAAGCCUAAGAAGAAGAAGCACAGGAAGGAGAAGGAGGAGCGGACCAAAGGCAAGAAGAAGUCCAAGAAGCAGCCUCCAGGCAGCGAGGAGGCAGCGGGGGAGCCGGUGCAGAAUGGCGCGCCAGAGGAGGAGCAGCUCCCGCCUGAGUCCAGCUACUCCCUCCUCGCUGAAAAUUCCUAUGUUAAAAUGACCUGUGACAUCCGGGGCAGUCUGCAGGAGGACAGCCAGGUCACUGUGGCCAUCGUGCUGGAGAACAGGAGCAGCAGCAUCCUCAAGGGCAUGGAGCUCAGCGUGCUGGACUCACUCAAUGCCAGGAUGGCCCGGCCGCAGGGCUCCUCCGUCCACGAUGGCGUCCCCGUGCCUUUCCAGCUGCCCCCAGGCGUCUCCAACGAAGCCCAGUAUGUGUUCACCAUCCAGAGCAUCGUCAUGGCGCAGAAGCUCAAGGGGACCCUGUCCUUCAUUGCCAAGAAUGACGAGGGUGCGACCCACGAGAAGCUGGACUUCAGGCUGCACUUCAGCUGCAGCUCCUACUUGAUCACCACUCCCUGCUACAGUGACGCCUUUGCUAAGUUGCUGGAGUCUGGGGACUUGAGCAUGAGCUCAAUCAAAGUCGAUGGCAUUCGGAUGUCCUUCCAGAAUCUUCUGGCGAAGAUCUGUUUUCACCACCAUUUUUCCGUUGUGGAGCGAGUGGACUCCUGCGCCUCCAUGUACAGCCGCUCCAUCCAGGGCCACCAUGUCUGCCUCCUGGUGAAAAAGGGUGAGAACUCUGUCUCAGUCGACGGGAAGUGCAGUGACUCCACGCUACUGAGCAACUUGUUAGAAGAGAUGAAGGCGACGCUGGCCAAGUGUUGAGAGCUGCCUGCGAGCCCCGCACCACCCCGCGGAGCACGUACCCAGGGACCGCAGCCCUGACGUGUCUCGCCUCUCCUCAGUCGUGUGUACUGUACCCAAGCCUGAGUGUUAAUUUAACUCUAUGUUGUCCGCCGUGUAGACAUCCGAGGUCAUUUGUUGCGUUGAAUUAUCUGACCAUCCUUUUUUACUGUGACUCUUCCCAUUCUCUUUGGCAAGAAGUCCCCUUCUCGCCCCCAAACCAGCAAGGGACUCCCCCACCUGGGUCUGUGCCCUGCCCCGCGCUGGGGGCCGAGUCCUUGAAUGUGGCUUCAGGGGCUCCUGUCCUGGGCCAGGGCCUGAUGGGCACCACGUGAGGGGCACUUGGUGGACAGGGCGGGGCUGACGUGGCCUCCUCUGGGGUCGCCUGCUUUUGACCCAAAGGUCCUGACGGUUGCGUCCGGGGGAGGGGAAGGAAGGGCCGCUGUCGCCAAGGUUUUCUCUCCCAGAACCCACAGUGGGAAAGCGGUCUUGCCAGGCGUUGUCCAUUGUCAGUGUGCUCGUGGGCUGGUGACUGGGUCUUGGGAUCCCAGGCCACGCGCCAGCCAGGCUGUGGGCAGGGCGGGGCCAGGGACGCCAAAGAGAGGUUGCAGUCAGAACCGUGGACGGGGUGGGUUGAGGCCUCUCUGCCACCCGUCUUCCUGGUCAGCAGAAGUGCAUCUCGGCUUGGGUUUGGGGUGGUCCGCAUCCCCUGCUUGCCACUAUGCGCACCAAGGUUUCCCCACAUCCUUCCCAGCACCCUUAGGAAGGCCCAGGCAGGGCCUGGAAGCAGCGGACCUGGGCUGUUCUGUGUUGAAGGAGUGUGCCCAGUGCCCUUGGGCAGGACCUGUGAGAGCCACCUCACAGGCAGAGCCCCCACCAGGCAGGGCAAGGAGACUCCGCUCACUCCCCACGGCCAGCGUGGGCACAGGACUGACCCUUCUUCAGAGAUAAUGACAUUUUAUCUUCUCCUUUUGAUGAAAACUGUCACUUUAGCAUGUAAUCCAUUACAGAAUCCCAUGCAGUGAUUCCAGGAUUUGAAAUUGUAUGAUGUGUUACAUAAGAAUUUAUUUGCUAUCGACAUUCCCGUAUAAAGAGAGAGACAUAUCACGCUGCUGUCAUGAUUUUGUGUCAAGAUGAUCCAAUAAAGUUGUAAAACAGGCAUUUCCA
Molecule: messenger RNA, 5065 nt
Organism: Homo sapiens (human)
Lineage: Eukaryota; Metazoa; Chordata; Mammalia; Primates; Hominidae
Gene: AP3D1
Product: adaptor related protein complex 3 subunit delta 1
Exons: 32
Coding region: 233-3880 (1215 amino acids)
Biological process (GO): synaptic vesicle budding from endosome; vesicle coat assembly; neurotransmitter receptor transport, postsynaptic endosome to lysosome
Cellular component (GO): endosome membrane; microvesicle; terminal bouton
Molecular function (GO): AP-3 adaptor complex binding
Source: RefSeq, marked reviewed